AUGACUGGUAGCAAGGUCUCGGAAUCAACUCGCGAACGGGAGAUAUUCAAAUAUGACUCGGUCCUUGUCGCCAACUCUAUUCGCAAUGAUGUCGCAAACCUUAUCCCGUCGUCUUCAUUGCGACCAUGCUCGGAUCCUGCCAUGACAGCUCUGGCCCAGGUGGCUCUCUUGAGACUCGGCGCUUCUCGCGCCAUGAUCUCGCUGUUUGACUGUCAGCACCAGCAUAUCAUCGCCGAAGCUACACCUGCGCUUCGCAUAUCUGCUCACGCCAAUCCUCCUAGCUCUGGUUCUGACAGCCUUUGGCUUUGUGGUACUGCAAUACCUCGGAGUUAUGGUAUUUGUGAUCAUGUAUUGGUACCUCGCGAGUCUGGUGGACCACAGCAACCAUCAUUGGCUUCGGAGCUCCCGGUUACAGUGGUAAGCAACCUUGCUGAAAAUGAAGAGUAUCGGGAUACCUGGUACUACAAGGUACGGCCAGAGUACCGGUUCUACGCAGGAGUACCGAUAAGAACCCGUCGAGGUAUCAACAUUGGCGUCUUCUGUAUUCUUGACAACGAACCACGGGAGUCACUUGACGAAGCAUCACAACAAGUCAUGCGAGAUGUUUCAGCAUCUAUCCUAGGACAAAUGGAACUGACACGAUCUGGAGAUGGCAGGCGUCCUGGUGAGCGCAUGGUUCGCGGUUUGGGAAGCUAUGUGGAGGGGAAGACGACCGUGACAGGGUGGGAGAACAGUUCAACGAAUAUCUUCAAUGCCGAUGCAAGCACAGAAGAAGGCUCUCUCAACCAGACGCAACAGAAGAUCCAGAAACAGAGGGACAGUGUCACUGCUACUGCUGAAAUGGAUAGCAUAUCCACGCCAGAUAUUUUUGUUCUUGAAAGCCCUAGUCAGAACAGGCCGACAAGCCCGUUCCAUUCAACUGACAAGCCUCCUAUUUCAGUUCCGACUGGAGAAGAAUCGCGAUCUAACCAGCUGAGCCAAAUCUUCUCUAAAGCGGCAAAUAUCCUACGCGAGUCGAUUGAAGUUGAGGGGGUCCUGUUCUUGGAUGCAGGUGUUGGCUCUUUUGCUGGCAGAAUCCGGUCCGGCUCUUUGCGGCGCGCUAUGUGCCCUGUUCUUGGAUUCUCUACGUCUGUCUCUUCUAGCAUAAAUGGUGAAGCCCCUUCAGGACGCAGUCGGACUAUACCUGAACGACAGCUCCAGAGGCUACUGCGCCGCUAUCCAAAAGGCAAGAUCUUUAAUUUCGAUGGCGACGGAAUGACGGGAUCGAGCGAUCCGACGAGUGAGGACUCGGCUAUGGCUGCUUUCCAGGCCCAGAAAGCUCGGAGCAUUCAAGAAGAACAAAGGGGCGACAAGCAAAAGUCGCGAAAGGUCAACGAUCCGUAUUCACGGAGAAACGAAGGUAUGGCCAUUCGCGAUGUCUUCCCAGGAGCGCGCAGUGUUGCCUUUGUACCUCUAUGGGACUCUCACAGAGAGCGCUGGUUUUCCGGGUGUUUUGUCUAUACAAUGACACCAACCCGCAUCUUUACAGUCCAGGGGGAACUGAGUUACCUUGCCGCUUUCAGUGCAGUCAUCAUGGCAGACGUUGCUAUGAUGGAGAGUUCCAUAGUAUCCUUGGCGACGACAUCUUUACUCAGCUCCCUAUCCCAUGAGCUCCGGUCUCCACUCCACGGCAUUGUUCUGUGUGCCGAGCUGUUGCGUGAUACGGCACUAGAUGUUUUCCAGGGGGAUGUAUUGCGCUCCCUUGAGGUCUGCGGUCGUACACUUCUGGACACGAUCAAUCACUUGCUUGAUUGGACACGCAUCAACAACUUUGUCAAGGUACCCAGUGGACAGUCGCCGAACUCAGGUGUUGCGUUCGUGAGAGGCGCACAGUCUAACUCAAGAAGUAGACCGACGGAUGGGAUGAUGCAUAUCGCUUCGAAUCUGGAUCUCGACAUGUUGGUGGAAGAAGUCGUGGAGUGUAUUCAUGCUGGCCACACCUACCAACAACAAUCACUCGCGCUUGUUCAAGAUGACAAGCCGAAUGAAGAGCUCAAUCGUGAUCCUCUUACCCGCCUUGAUGGUAUGGACGUUGCGGAUAGUGUCAAGGCUGGAGAAAACAUCAGCAACGGAGCUGGUCCUGACGCAGUUCUUGUGAUGUUGGACAUUGACCCGACGGUGGACUGGGCGUUCCAUGUUGAGUCAGGGGCAUUGAGGCGCAUAAUCAUGAAUCUUUGUGGAAACGCCCUCAAGUACACUACACGGGGCUAUGUUAAAGUCUCUGCCUACCAGGAUCCUCCUGGGAAAAGCCGGUCAAAGGCUCGAGUCGUUCAUAUCGAUAUCACCGAUACAGGAGCUGGCAUCGGUCAAGACUAUCUCAACCACCGACUGUUCGCUCCGUUUGCUCAAGAGAAUAUUCAUUCUUCGGGUGCUGGCCUUGGUCUGAGUUUGGUGAGGAAGUUCGUCAGGGCACUUGGAGGCUCUAUACAUGUUCAAAGCAAGGUCGGCACGGGAACUCGCAUUGCGGUAAAACUACCACUAGAAGCUGUCAGUGUUGAUUCGACAGAAACAAUGUCCGAUCGCGAGGAGUUUCAGGCCCAGGCCAUUGAGUUGUCAGGUCUCCGCGUCUGCAUCAACGGUUUCACACCUUUCGUUGGAGGCGGCUCAGAAAGUCAACGCUGGAAUUCUAGGGAAUUUGACGAACGUGCUUUGCUGGAAAAGGUCUGCCGCAAUUGGUUGCGUAUGCAAGUCGUCGACCCCCUCCACAACGCCGAGUAUCUUCCUGACCUGAUACUCUGUGACGAAUCUCAACUUGAAAUGAUAGCAAACCAGCCUCGAGACGAGCUAUCGUCCCCAGUUGUCGUGGUGUGUCGCAGUGCCGCUGUCGCUCGAUCGCUUGACAGGUCACAUAGGUCACAGCACAAGCUCAAUUGGGGAUUAUUCAGUUUCAUAUCGCGCCCUGUGGGACCGAGGAAACUUGGCAAAGCUUUUGUCCUCUGCUUCAGGCGCUGGAUGAAAUUACAAGCAACAGCUGCAGAUCGUGCCAGCGUCUCGACCAGACUCGACGAGCCACCGACUGUAUCGACAGGAGAAACAGAUCUUGUCCAACGUGGGUCCGAUGACAAGGAACGCGGCUAUUUUGAUAUCGCCCCAACGAUGGCUCCUAAGAAGAGAAGGGCGCAUUGGGAUUAUGAUGACGCAGAGACUCCGUUGCCAUCGGUUCCCGCUUUGCAACUACCUCCAACCCCCCAGGAUCAACGGUUCCUUUUGGUGGAAGACAAUGCUAUCAAUAUGAAGAUCUUACAAACAUACAUGAAGAAGCUGGGUGUGGCGUACGACUCGGCCUCGGAUGGACUCCGAGCUCUGGAGUGUUACAAAGCUCAAGAAGGGUGUUACAAGUGUAUUUUGAUGGAUAUUUCCAUGCCGGUAAUGGAUGGGUUUGAGGCUACACGACAAAUUCGAGGGUUCGAGAAGGCCUCUGAUUUGCCACGAAGGCACAUUGUCGCUAUAUCUGGCCUCGCCUCCAAGGAUGCCCAGGAGGAUGCUUUUGCGAACGGACUGGAUCUGUUUCUCUCCAAACCAGUGCAGCUCAAGGAGCUCAGUCGAAUUCUCAAGAGCCGAGGGCUGAUUUAG
Molecule: messenger RNA, 3612 nt
Organism: Fusarium musae
Lineage: Eukaryota; Fungi; Ascomycota; Sordariomycetes; Hypocreales; Nectriaceae
Exons: 4
Coding region: 1-3612 (1203 amino acids)
Biological process (GO): phosphorelay signal transduction system; phosphorylation
Molecular function (GO): phosphorelay sensor kinase activity
Source: RefSeq, a predicted model, not a curated record